This is a messenger RNA of Ailuropoda melanoleuca (giant panda), 3472 nucleotides long. RefSeq names its product BRCA1 associated ATM activator 1 (gene BRAT1). The record is from RefSeq and is a predicted model, not a curated record. Gene Ontology annotation, cellular component: nucleus. The transcript is spliced from 14 exons. Gene Ontology annotation, biological process: positive regulation of protein phosphorylation; DNA damage response; cell population proliferation. NCBI's taxonomy places the organism in Eukaryota, Metazoa, Chordata, Mammalia, Carnivora, Ursidae. Bases 564 to 3257 code for a protein of 897 amino acids.
CCGCCUUCUGGGCGCAAAGCCCGCUGGAUCCUCUGGCGGGUACCACCGGCGUCCCUGUGACGGUGAUGGGUCGGGUUCACGGGUUUGGGGCCGGCCUGUGUCAGCGCCCCUCCGCUUGACUUCGUUCCCCAAGUGUGGGCCCCCGGGGCUCCCAGGGUGGCCUUCCAGGGACCUUCAGGGUUUCCCCUGGCCGCCGUCCCUGUGCGGGCCCCCUCCAGACCCGCCAAGUGGCGCGGUCCGGUCCGGGGCGGAGCCUGCGGCGGCGGAGGGACGCGGAGCAGCCUCUCGAGAUAGCGCGCCCUGAUGGUGUGACCGAGGGGCUCCCGGUCCCCUCCCCGGCAGGACUCGCAGGUGCACGUCCUGGCCCAGGAGGGACUGACAGUGGACGGAGCGCCUCAGCGCCUCCCCCUCCCCGCGCUGCUGGCUGCAGGCGUGUCGGAUGCAGACGCGCUGACCCCGGGAGAGACGCUCUGCCCCCGUGCGCGUGGCUGGCGCCAGAACGCGCACACACACCCCUAACUGGUCCACGCGCUGUCUGCUGUCCGGGAAUCUCCGGCCUCACCAUGGACCCAGAAUGCUCCCAACUCCUCCCGGCUCUCUGUGCCGUUCUGGCAGACCCCAGGCAGCCUAUGGCAGAUGACACCUGUUUGGAGAAGCUGUUGGACUGGUUUAAAACAAUAACUGAAGCUGGGUCCAGUCUCCUGUUGUUACAGGAGAACCCCUGCCUCGUAGAGCUGCUGUGCCACAUGCUGAAACCCCAGGACCUGAGUUCCAGAGUCCUCUCCUUCUCACUCCGCCUCACGGGGGUAUUCGCUGCCCAGGAAGAUUGCUUCCAGUAUCUUCAGCAGGGGGAGUUGCUGCCCAGGCUCUUUGGGGAGGCAGGACCCCUGGGAGGGGCCGCCUGGACCGCUCCCACCGUGCGCAGCGGCUGGAUCCAGGGUCUGCGCUCCCUGGCGCGGCACCCCAGUGCCCUGCACUUCCUGGCCGACUGUGGUGCCGUUGACACCAUCUUCUCCCUGCAGGGAGAUUCCAGCCUGUUUGUGGCCUCGGCAGCCGGGCAGCUCCUGGUGCACAUACUGGGCUUGUCUAUGCAAGGCCCUGCCGACGGGCCCCCCAGCCUGCAGGCUGGUGAUUGGCCGGCAUGUGCCCAGAAGAUCGUGGAUCACAUCGAAGAGUCCCUGCGCUCCGCGGCUACCCCGCAGAUCACACAGGCUCUAAACGUCCUGACCACCACGUUCGGGCACUGCCACGACCCUUGGACACGAGUUCUGUGGGUACGGCUGAGUCCGCUCGUGGCCGGUCUGCUGGAGAAAGACCCUGUCCCAGCUGCACACUCGCUCGUGGAUCUCCUCCUCAGUGUGGCCCGUUCUCCUGGGCUGAGUUCUUCCAGCUGCGGCCUGUGGGAGACUCUGGCUCAGACUCUGAGCCGUCUGAGCCCUACCCAAGCAGGGCCGUUGGCGUUAGGGAUCCUGAAACUGCAGGACUGUCCACAGGCACUGAGGGCCCAGGCCUUUGCUGUCCUCCUCCAGCCUCUGGCCUGUGUCCUUAAAGCCACGACUCAGGCCCCUGGGGCCUCAGGCAUGGUGGAUGGUACCGCAGGUGACUCCGUGACAGUGGACACCCUCCUCCCCUCCAAGGCGGCCUGCGUGGGUCUCCUGUGCCGGACCCUGGCCCACCUGGAGCUGCUGCUGCCCCUGCCCCAGCGCCCGUGCCCCUGGCCCCAGGCAUCCCUGCUGGGGGCCGCGGUGACCCUGCUGCAGCUGUGCCAAGGCUCAGCGAGCCCCACUUCCGACGCGGGGCGCCACCUCUGUGCGCUCCUGCUGGGCUGCGUGCGGGUCCAGCGGGCGGCCCUCGAUUUCCUGGGGACGCUGUCUCAGGGGACAGGUAGGCCAGCAUGCCCCCACAGGCCCCGCUUGCCCGCUGCUCAGCUGUGCCGGGACCGCCAUCCUCUGCGUGUCCUCUCUGGGCGGGGGGUGGGUUCGGCUGGCCAACGGGUUCUGUCCCCUGCUUUCCUCGGAUUGACGCACUCUGGUGCUGGGGAGGCCCCUGGAAGGGAGGUUGGGUGCUUCUUCUGUGUCUGUCUCAGGCCCCCCAGAGCUGGUGACGGAGGUGUUUGCUGUCCUUCUGGAAUAUCUCAGGAGCCCAGACUCCAGCCCCACGCCCCGCUUUGCCUGCUCCAGGUUCUGAAGAAGGCCUUCCAGGCCACGUUCAGGUGGCUCCUGAGCUCGCCCAAGACCCCCGGCUGCUGGGAUCUGGAUCCGCAGGCCCUGCUGUUCCUAAGAGAGCUGCUCCCUGUGCUGCAGAAGCGUCUGUGCAGCCCCUGCUGGGAGGUGAGGGACUCCGGCCUCGAGUUCCUGACCCAGAUGACCGGACGCUGGGGAGGGCAGGCCAGCUUCAGACACGCGCUCCUCGCCUCGGAGGUGCCCAAGCUCACUGAGCAGCUCCUACGAGACCCUGAGAGUUAUGUCCGUGCCAGUGCGGUGGCCGCCACGGGGCAGCUCUCCAGCCAGGGGCUGUGUGUCUCCCCCGCCAGCCCUGAGCACCUAGGCGGCCAGCAGAAGAGCCCGCUCUCAGAGCUUCUGCACAUCCUCUCCACGGACUCGGAGGGAUUCCCGCGGAGGGCCGCCAUGCACGUCUUCACCCAGUGGCUCAGGGACAGCCAUGCUGACGUGGUGGGGGACACGGAAGAGUUUGUGGCCGGGGUGCUCCAGGUAGCCAGCCAGGAUCUGGACUGGGAGGUCCGGGCCCAGGGCCUGGAGCUGGCGCUGGUGUUCCUGGAGCAGACGCUGGGCCAGCCCGGCUCCCCCUGUCCCUAUGCCGUGACCCCGCCCGUGGUGGCCCCAGCUCGCCCGCUGGCCCAGGCCCUGCAGCCGCUCUGCCGAGUGCGGCUCUUUGAGUUCGCUUUCCGUGCCUUGUUUGACUGUGACCGACCCGUGGCUCAGAAGUCUUGUGAUCUUCUCCUCUUCCUGAGGGCCAAGACGGCUUCGUCCAGCAGCCCACAGGAGGCCAGGAUCAGCCCUGACGUGGCCUCCGUGGAGGCCGCCCUGCAAAGGUGGCAGGCGGGCGAUCAGGCCCAGCCCCUGGGGGACCUGGAGCCCGAGGUCGUGCUGGCCGUGCUGAGGUCGAUGGACCUGGAGGGCCUUCGGGGGGCACUGGCCGAGAGUAGCGACCACGUGGAGAAGAGCCCCCAGUCGCUCCUGCAGGACAUGCUGGCCACGGUGGGCAUCCUGGGGGAGAACGAGGCCGACUGCUACUGAGGCAGCCCGUUGGUGACCUGCCCGGGUCCCCCUCCCCUGUGCCAUGCCCCUUCCUUGGGACCCUGUUGUCUUGAGAGCUAUGGCCUGCCUGGUCGCAUGAGGGACCUUUUGGGGAGACCGGGAUCAGUGAGACCAACCAGGUUGACAAGUCCGGCUUGAUGUAUGAUGAAAGAAGUGGCUUGUUUUGUACUCAAAAUAAAUGGCAUUUGGCAGUG